Trematomus bernacchii (emerald rockcod) is the source of this 1225-nucleotide messenger RNA. Its product is annotated as keratin, type I cytoskeletal 13-like. The record is from RefSeq and is a predicted model, not a curated record. Lineage: Eukaryota; Metazoa; Chordata; Actinopteri; Perciformes; Nototheniidae. Gene Ontology annotation, molecular function: structural molecule activity. The coding region runs from base 1 to 1146 and encodes 381 amino acids. The transcript has 7 exons.
AUGAGGGCCCCCAGCGUGUACGGUGGCGCCAGGGGGUCCGGGGUCCGCAUCUCCAGCAGUGUCCCCAGGAGUUUCUCCUCAGCCGGAGCAGGGUUUUCCUCCGGAGCCCGGUCAGGGUUUUCCUCCGGAGCCCGGUCAGGGUUUUCCUCCAGAGUCGGGUCAGGCUUCAACCUGAAAGACGCCAUAGAUGUCAAUGACAACAACAAGAAGGCCACCAUGACCAACCUGAACGAGCGCCUCGCCACAUACCUGGACAAGGUGCGCAUCCUGGAGAAGGCCAACGGAGAGCUGGAGUUGAAGAUCAGACAAUUCCUGGAUAACAAGACCAAACCCGAAGGCCACGACUGCUCCGUUUUCAAGGCAGCCAUCAGCGACAUGCAGGAGCAGAUCCUUUACGCCACCACCACAAAUGGAUCUCUGUACCUGGCCAUCGAUAAUGCCAAGCUGGCCGCUGACGACUUCAGGGUCAAGUAUGAGAACGAGCUGGCCAUGGGUCAGUCGGUGGAGGGGGACAUCGGCGGGCUGAGGAGGCUCCUGGACGAGCUGACACUGGGCAGAUCGGAUCUGGAGAUGAAUAUUGAGUCUCUGCGGGAUGAACUCAUCCAGCUGAAGAAGAACCACGAGGAGGACCUGUUGGCCAUGGGCUCCCAGGUGGGGGGUCAGGUGAACGUGGAGGUGGAUGCCGCACCGCAGCAGGACCUGUCUGUUGUUAUGGGUGAAAUCAGAGAACAUUACGAGACCGUCGCAAACAAGAACCGGAGAGAUCUGGAUGUCUGGUUUCAGGCCAAGUCUGAAGAACUCAAUAAGGAGGUGGCAGUGAGCACAGAGACUCUCCAGUCCUCUCGCUCCGAGAUAACGGAGGUUAAACGCACGGUGCAGGGCCUGGAGAUUGAGCUCCAAGCCCAGCUCAGCAUGAAAGCGUCUCUGGAAGGGACCCUCGGUGACACACAGAACCGCUACUCCAACAUGAUGGGAGACUACCAGAACAAGGUGUUGGUCCUUGAGGGCCAGCUAGCUCAGCUCAGGUCGGACCUAGAAAGGCAGGGACACGAGUACCAGGUCCUGCUGGACACCAAGACCCGGCUGGAGAUGGAGAUCUCCGAGUACAGGAGGCUGCUGGACGGAGAGUUGUUCAGAAAGUGUUGAUCAUCACCAAAGAGUACACUGACGAUGAAGAGGUCAGCUCUGAAAGCCAGGAGGUUUGAGACAACAAACAUCUGUCAAC